Messenger RNA from Filobasidium floriforme, 711 nucleotides. RefSeq lists its product as uncharacterized. The record is from RefSeq and is a predicted model, not a curated record. NCBI's taxonomy places the organism in Eukaryota, Fungi, Basidiomycota, Tremellomycetes, Filobasidiales, Filobasidiaceae. The transcript has 7 exons. Gene Ontology annotation, biological process: late endosome to vacuole transport via multivesicular body sorting pathway; vesicle budding from membrane. Gene Ontology annotation, cellular component: ESCRT III complex; multivesicular body. Bases 1 to 711 code for a protein of 236 amino acids.
AUGGGAGCUUCACAGUCCAGCGGGAAGGUUACCAAGAACGACAAGGCGAUCCUCGACUUGAAAGUACAGAGAGAUAAACUGAAACAGUAUCAGAAGCGGUUGACUGUGAACCUGGAGACGGAACAGAAUGCGGCCAAACAAGCCCUCACCUCGGGGAACAAGUCACGAGCUCUGACGGCGUUGAGACAAAGGAAGUUCCAGGAGAGCUUGCUUAUAAAGACAGAUGGGCAAUUACAGACGAUAACCGAGUUGGUCCGUCCCACUCAUCUCUUCUUGCAAUACCUCUGUGAUAUCGGAGGACUCUCGACGAUCGAGUUCUCGCAACUACAGAAUCAGGUACUCCUAUCCCUCCAGAACGGAUCACAAGUGCUAGGCGAGCUGCAGAAGGAGAUGAGCCUCGAACGAGCGGAAUCUAUUGUGGAUCGGGUUGGGGAAGGUGUCGCCGCUCAGCGGGAAAUCGACGAGGCGUUGAUGAGCAAGAUGUCACCCGAAGAAGAGGAAGCGGUUCAAGCAGAAUUCGCUCAGCUCGAACGAGAAGCUCGUGGGGAGACAGUCGAGGACGUCGAAAAGAGGCAAAAGAUCGAGGAUCGUCUGCCCGCUGUACCAUCGACGGUCCCCCAGGUGGAUACGGACGAGGCGUACGAGGUGGAUCGGGUCAGGCAGAACAGACAGCGGGAGGAGGAUCUAAAGACGAUCGCCUUGCCCAGCUGA